Nicrophorus vespilloides is the source of this 1520-nucleotide messenger RNA. It is a transcript of the gene Msh, whose product is annotated as homeobox protein MSX-1-like. The record is from RefSeq and is a predicted model, not a curated record. Gene Ontology annotation, biological process: regulation of transcription by RNA polymerase II; embryonic morphogenesis. Lineage: Eukaryota; Metazoa; Arthropoda; Insecta; Coleoptera; Silphidae. Gene Ontology annotation, cellular component: nucleus. Bases 132 to 1151 code for a protein of 339 amino acids. The transcript has 2 exons. Gene Ontology annotation, molecular function: RNA polymerase II transcription regulatory region sequence-specific DNA binding; DNA-binding transcription factor activity, RNA polymerase II-specific.
AAAUCCAAGUGCGCCAAGUGCAAACUGUUGGUGUUAUUAUUUUAAAUAAAACAAAAGAUAUAUAAUUGGAUUCUUGUUGGGUGCGCGUCCGUUGUUUGUUUGAUUAUUUUUGUUUUUUCGUUGUUGGUGCGAUGGAGGACACGAAAUCAGAGUUGAGUUUGAAAUCUUCAAAAAUCUCGUUCAGCGUCGAAUCUCUCCUCUCGAAGACGCCCAUCAACAUUAACAACAACAACAACAAUAGUAUAAGUAUAGUGAAGAGGGAGGAGGACGUCGAGGAUGAGGUCGAGGCUAGGAGAAGGCUUCAUCAGCACUUUCAUCAUCACCUUGGCAUCAGCAAUGAGGAUGUUAUCGUUGGUAACGAUGACGACGAACCGGAGGAGGAGGACGAGGACGCGGACAUCACCGUCGACGACGUAGACACCGACGAUCUGGAGAGUCGCGGCAGUUUAAGUCCGAACUCGUCGACGGGAUCACAUCACGUUGUUGUUCCGCAACCUCUGCAUCCCUCGAUGAGGAUGAUGGCCGCACAGUCGGCGGCCGCAGCUGCAGCAGCCGCCGCCGCCGCUUCACAUUGGCCCUUCGGCCCUUGGAUCGGCUCACACAACGCGAUGCUCAGAUCGACAUCCCCGCAAACAAAUCUUCCGAACAUCGGUCAAAACCCGGGCCAACCGAUGGUCAGAUGCGCGUUGAGGAAGCACAAACCCAACAGAAAACCACGCACCCCGUUCACCACUCAACAACUUUUGGCGUUGGAGAAGAAGUUCCGGGACAAGCAGUACCUGAGCAUCGCCGAGCGGGCGGAAUUCUCCAGUUCCCUCCGAUUGACCGAGACGCAAGUGAAGAUAUGGUUCCAGAAUCGAAGGGCGAAGGCGAAGAGGCUGCAGGAAGCGGAACUGGAGAAGCUUCGUUUGUCAGCGCGCCCCCUUCUGCCGCCCACUUUCGGUCUGUUUCCGUCGGCGGCGGCGGGCGGCGCCCCCGGUCACGUGAUAUCACCGUUCCUCGCGGCGAUCGCGCACCGGCCGCCCCCGCACCAUCCCCAUCAUCCACAUCAUCAUCCGCAUUUCGCGGCCGCCGCCGCCGCCGCCCACAGUUUCGCGGCGGCGGCCGCAGCCGCGAACCAGCAGGAGGCGCUGCUCAACAUGCCACACUGAUGCGGGCAACCAAAUCAACAUCAUCAUCAUUAAUUAUUAUUUAAUUUUCGCGAACAUAUGCAAACAUACAUACAUACGAGUACCACCAAAAGAUGACUACUACUACUACUACUGCGCCACACCACACCGAUACUUGUCACUUUGCAUUCGAUCGAGUGAAAUUUUGUGAUUCCUGUAAAGUGACUUUUCUUUUUCAAGUGAUGCACGUGCACUUGGCAAGUAUCGCGUGCAUUCUGUUCUGUAGUAGUCUCAAACUCGGAAAAAGUUUCAUAAGACUGAUGUACAUUUCGUUUGUUCCUUCUCCAUCUCUUUUUCUUUCAAUUCAAUUGUUUCCCAUGUACAUAAAUUCCCUCCUCCUCCUAUUCUUCU